Helicoverpa armigera (cotton bollworm) is the source of this 1420-nucleotide messenger RNA. RefSeq lists its product as uncharacterized. Lineage: Eukaryota; Metazoa; Arthropoda; Insecta; Lepidoptera; Noctuidae. The record is from RefSeq and is a predicted model, not a curated record. The coding region runs from base 152 to 1414 and encodes 420 amino acids. The transcript is spliced from 2 exons.
GAGAGGCGGCGGCAGGCGCGCGAUUGUAACUCGAACGCGCUCUCGUCAGUACGCUAUCUUUAUUCUAGCGUGCGCACGUAUUGCUACAGUGUAACCGUUAUAUUGUGGUGUAACGUUGUUGUAACGUUUGUGUAAGAAAAUAUAUAUAACGAUGACCCAGCUUGGAGGAGUGGUGACUCUGGGUGAACUUUUGGACGAGCAUGCCGAAGCGGAGGAAGAGAACGUGAUCUUGGAACGGGUGAAAGUUUUGGCUCAAGAGCAUCUCCCCGAUGGUUGGACGAACUGGGAGGUGACCACGGCAACGAAAGAGGAAGUCUUUGGGGAGAAAGUCGACCCAAAUAUACUAAACAAACUCGUAGUUGCUUUGCCUACCGUAGGGUUAGUUCGUGCCUUUAUACCGGAGGCGGAUCACCUGUCCGAAAAAAGGUAUAGGGAAAUUCGGCACAAGAUACUAGACUGGGCAUUUACACGUGCCCUUAUUAUAGGACCUCCUGCCAUCUCCAACCGCAUCCGCGGAUCUGCGGCGCGCACGGAAUACGUGAAACAGUCGGUUGCUGCGCUUAUGCCUCUUCUCCACACAAGAGCGGAGACAGAUAAAAUACUCUCAGGCUGUCUUUCGGAGACAGAAGAGACCAGUCGAAAGAGGAGGUCGACGUCUCGGGUCAAAGAGCCCGCGACACGUCGACCUAGGCUUGAGUCUCCGCCGUUCUCUACUGGGACGUCACUUCAGGAAGAAAGGUUUUGUGCAUUAGAGCAGAAAAUGGAAAUGCUCCUGGAGAUGGUCACUCAAAGCAGAGGCAGAAACAAAGAUUCGGACUCUGAUUCUGACAAGGAAAACGAUUUUUCCGAUGGCGAGGAAGAAGUAAGUUCGGACGCCUCGGACGCCCCAUCGUGGAAAGCCCCUACCUGGGGCCCAUAUCCAAACGAGCAAGACGAGCGAAACGAAAAGGAGCUUGAGUUUCGACCCACGACUAAAGAAGCAGAUCCUCUUGUUCCGGAGCCGUCGUCGCAAGCCAAAAAGGAAGGCAUUGAAUGUCAAAGACUGGGCACUGAUAGCUGGAAUCGCAUCAGAUACAAGGACGUAGAGAAGCACUUACACGCCGCUUCGCCAUUUAGCCCGCUAAAAGUAAAUACAGAACUGGGUACUUUAGCCUCGCGGCUCUCUCCGUGGGUGACGAGGCAAGAAGGAAUUCUAGGCACAAUCACACACGGAUUGUUGCUCCAGCGCAAGGCGCUAGCAGACGGGCUCAAUGCCAUAAUUAAAAAAUGCCCAGACAUCAGCACGGACUUGAGACGGUUGGUGGAGGCAGAGGACUCUAAGUUCAAAUUAGUGUCAGAUCAACUGCUACAAUAUGUUUGCGCUAAUAGGGCUGAAACCAUUGAGGUUCGUAGAAAACUUUCAGGCCUAAAAUGACGUCCU